Fusarium pseudograminearum CS3096 is the source of this 1026-nucleotide messenger RNA. RefSeq lists its product as uncharacterized. The record is from RefSeq and is a predicted model, not a curated record. Gene Ontology annotation, molecular function: zinc ion binding; oxidoreductase activity, acting on the CH-OH group of donors, NAD or NADP as acceptor. Bases 1 to 1026 code for a protein of 341 amino acids. NCBI's taxonomy places the organism in Eukaryota, Fungi, Ascomycota, Sordariomycetes, Hypocreales, Nectriaceae. The transcript is spliced from 3 exons.
AUGCCCCAACAACUUAUUGGAUCUGAGUAUACCGUCUAUCGUUCCGGUGACGGUAAUGGAGGAUUCACCCCAACCACCGUCAAGGUGCCUACCCUCGGCCCUCACGACAUCCUUGUGCGCAUCACACACAGCGGCGUAUGUCAUACAGACAUCACGUUUUGCCAGAUGGGUGCUCCCAUAGCUCUUGGACACGAGGGUGUCGGUAUCGUCGAAGCCGUGGGAUCUCUCGUGACACAGUUCAACGUCGGAGAUCGCGCUGGCGGUGGUUUCCAUCGAGACGCAUGCGGCCACUGCAAGUAUUGUCUUUCCGGAAGAGACAUUUACUGCUACAAUCGUGUCAUCUUUGGUGAAGGCGACUUCGAUAACGGUACCUUUGGCAAGUAUUAUAUCGGAAAGGAGACAUACUUGCACAAGAUCCCCGAGGGACUUGCCAGCGAGCAUGCCGCGCCUCUCCAGUGUGCCGGUGCGACUGUUUACGCUGCUCUCAAGGCUACCGUCACUCCUGAGAAAAGGGUAGGCAUUCUUGGGAUCGGUGGACUGGGCCAUCUCGCCAUUCAGUACGCGAACAAGAUGGGUGCGGACGUUGUUAUAUACAGCACGAGUACCAGUAAGGAGGCGGAGGCACGUCAACUUGGUGCAAAGGAGUUUCAUCUCCUGGACAACAUGUUUGAUGAUGUCAAAGCACCCAUCGAUGUUCUCGUCAUCUGCGGAACUAAAUACCCUGAUUGGGACCGUGUCAUGGCAAAGGAAUUUCUGGCCAGGGACGGUGUUAUCGUCCCUCUUGCUGCUCCUGUACAUGGACCUCUGAGCCUACCUGCUGGAGCCAUGUUCUUCCAGGGAUAUCAUGUCUUUUCGAGUUUGGUCGGUUCCCGAAAUGUCCACGAUGAGAUGCUGGAGUUUUCAGCCCGACAUGGCAUCAAGCCAAUGGUUCAGAUCUUCAAGCAUGACGGUGCUGAGACGAUUAGGCAAGUAUUUGAGCUCGUGCAAAUGAACAAGAUGAGAUACAGAGCUGUUUUGGAAAUGUGA